ACCGCUUUCCGCCCACCUCUGUAAGACUGCAGCCUCAGUUUUCGAUACGUUCUUACAACAUUAAGGGCAAUGCAAUGUAUACGGCCAGUCUUGCGGAGACGGUGCUUGACAAGACAGUAUGGUUAAAUUAAAACAUAUUCUAUGAUGAUGGGUAUUUACCCGAACAAACCACGUGAAGAAUACGAAAGUGAAAACAGUUGUUUUUCCAUCUGAAAUGGCGGCGAAGCUGGGUUUUUCUUCCAGCCGCGCUUGGGCGAGGUCGCGGCGAUACCGGUGGUCAGGGGCUUCGGGACCCCUGGUGUUGUUUCUGAUUGUUGUGUGGUUCACCCCUGCGGCAGAAUCGUUGGAUAUGACCAUUUUUAGAAGUCCAAAUAAUGUAUUAUUGAAUACGGACAUUACCUUGGAAUGUAAAGUUACCGAUUUUGGAACGCCACUUCUUGACCUAUCAAACGUAGGUGUUAAGUGGUUGUAUGGAUCCCAAAGGAAAGAAAUCUAUAUCUUUAAUGCAGGAGAUGCUAUGGCUAAACGACACGGAGCCAAAAUAUUUGAAACUGAAUUACGGAAAGGAGAUGCUUCACUUUAUCUUCCAAAUAUCCAAUUAAAUGAAGCAGGAGAAUACAUUUGUGUUGUACUUGUCACUCCUGACAGAGUGGAAAAGAGUUCACAAAUUGUGGUCUUGGCUAAGCCAAAGGUGCUUCUAUCCACGCAACACAUUACCAUUCUGAAUGGUACAGAGAAAUCUGUCUGGUGUGAUGCUACGGAAUUUUAUCCUCAGAAGCAUGAAAUCUUCUGGGAAAAGAGAUCCAGAGGGAAAACUGAGAGAUUGGAAAGACAUGUCUGCACUGGAGCUGCAGUUUCUAAUAAUGAUGGAACGUUUAAUGUUUCCAGUAAUAUUAGAAUUGAACCAACUCUGAAUGAUGAUGGUAAUGUAUACAAGUGUACAGUGAGACAUCAGUCCCUUCCAGACGAACUUUCACAAAAGGUGAAACUCACGGUUGAAGUUUCAGAGCCUGAAUCAGCUUCAACAGCAGCAGUGGGAGCUGCAUUUGUAGGAGGAUUUGUGUUAUGUUUCCCGUUUGCUGCAGGACUACUUGCUUGUUGGUGGAGAUUUCGAGCAGUUCCUCCAAAAAUUACUGGAUGCAGUGAAUAUCAAGUUUUGAAACAUCUUGAAGAAAGCGUAGUCACUUGGAUGGUUAGCUCAUUUCGACCUUAUGAGAUUACAAUUGUGAUCUACGCAAAGAGGAAGCAGAAUGAUAAAUGUCAGCUUCUGAAUUGGAGCAACAAAGAUGGGAAAAUAAACUGCUGUCAGUAUAUAUCAACAAAUGGACCAGAUUGUAAUGAAACGAAAAUCCUCAUUCAGUCAGAUGACAAAGAUGCAUCCUUUAGACCACAGAUUUCUGAAUUUAAAAUUAACACACGAAAGAUUUGCAGUGUAGAAGUCAGUGUCGGAAUAUAUCCAGAUAUUUCUCAAGAUGAUGGGGCGGAGUUAAGUAUCCAAGUUCAACAUCAAGCACUUAAAGAGCCUAUAACUAAGACACUGACACUAGAUGUUAAAGGAGUGCCACCUAAGGUUUUAAACAUUUUGACGCCACCUCUCAUCAAAGACAAGGAACCUGUGGCUUUGUCUUGUUCAGUCAGUGGAUUUAAACCAAGACCAUUAAGUAUUAUAUGGCAACAAAAGAGAAAGAAUAAAGAUUUGGAAGAACUUGGCCGGUUGCAGCUGGACAACACGACAAUCAUACGCGAUGACAAAAGGAUGAAUUUGAAGGCAAAGCAUCACAUCAGUGAAGUGGAGCAUGAAGACAAAACUUACAGCAUUGUUAGUGUAUUAGUUAUUGUGCCAAAUAUACAGCAAGACCAGAACUCGCAGUACUUAUGUAGCAUACUGCACCACUCCACUAACGACAAGCAAGAGAAAGAAAUAACCCUAAGAAUUACAGUUUCAUUGCCAAAGAUCUCAGAAAUUAAGGCAGAUCCACCUUGCCCUGAAAUAGGAAAGCCUUUAAAACUUUCCUGCACGGCUUAUGGAUUUUAUCCAGAAGGAAAUCAGAUAUUCUGGUUCAAAGAUGAUAGUAAAAUUGAAGAUGCAUCACAAGCAGGAAUAGUCACUGAAGAAAGUACAGUGGAUUCCAGUGGUUUGUACUCACGAUCAUCCCAUUGGACAUUUAACCCAACGGCUCGUGAUCAUGGGAAAGAGUUCAAGAUGCAAUUCCUUCAUUCUGAAACUUCAAGCAAGUCUGUCACAUCCAGUUACUGUCUGCAAUUAAGAGUUUCAUUGCCAAAGAUCUCAGAAAUUAAGGCGGAUCCACCUUGCCCUGAAAUAGGAAAGCCUGUAACACUUUCCUGCACGGCUUAUGGAUUUUUUCCAGAAGGAAAUCAUAUAUUCUGGUUCAAAGAUAAUAAUAAAAUUCAAGAUGCCUCACAAGCAGGAAUAGUCACUGAAGAAAGUACAGUGGAUUCCAGUGGUUUUUACUCACGAUCAGCCCAUUGGACAUUUAAACCAACGGCUCGUGAUCAUGGGAAAGAGUUCAAGAUGCAAUUCCUUCAUUCUGAAACUUCAACCAAGCCUGUCACAUCCAGUUACUGUCUUCAAUUAAGAGUUUCAUUGCCAAAGAUCUCAGAAAUUAAGGCGGAUCCACCUUGCCCUGAAAUAGGAAAGCCUGUAACACUUUCCUGCACGGCUUAUGGAUUUUUUCCAGAAGGAAAUCAUAUAUUCUGGUUCAAAGAUAAUAAUAAAAUUCAAGAUGCCUCACAAGCAGGAAUAGUCACUGAAGAAAGUACAGUGGAUUCCAGUGGUUUUUACUCACGAUCAGCCCAUUGGACAUUUAAACCAACGGCUCGUGAUCAUGGGAAAGAGUUCAAGAUGCAAUUCCUUCAUUCUGAAACUUCAACCAAGCCUGUCACAUCCAGUUACUGUCUUCAAUUAAGAGUUUCAUUGCCAAAGAUCUCAGAAAUUAAGGCGGAUCCACCUUGCCCUGAAAUAGGAAAGCCUGUAACACUUUCCUGCACGGCUUAUGGAUUUUUUCCAGAAGGAAAUCAUAUAUUCUGGUUCAAAGAUAAUAAUAAAAUUCAAGAUGCCUCACAAGCAGGAAUAGUCACUGAAGAAAGUACAGUGGAUUCCAGUGGUUUUUACUCACGAUCAGCCCAUUGGACAUUUAAACCAACGGCUCGUGAUCAUGGGAAAGAGUUCAAGAUGCAAUUCCUUCAUUCUGAAACUUCAACCAAGCCUGUCACAUCCAGUUACUGUCUUCAAUUAAGAGUUUCAUUGCCAAAGAUCUCAGAAAUUAAGGCGGAUCCACCUUGCCCUGAAAUAGGAAAGCCUGUAACACUUUCCUGCACGGCUUAUGGAUUUUUUCCAGAAGGAAAUCAUAUAUUCUGGUUCAAAGAUAAUAAUAAAAUUCAAGAUGCCUCACAAGCAGGAAUAGUCACUGAAGAAAGUACAGUGGAUUCCAGUGGUUUUUACUCACGAUCAGCCCAUUGGACAUUUAAACCAACGGCUCGUGAUCAUGGGAAAGAGUUCAAGAUGCAAUUCCUUCAUUCUGAAACUUCAACCAAGCCUGUCACAUCCAGUUACUGUCUUCAAUUAAGAGUUUCAUUGCCAAAGAUCUCAGAAAUUAAGGCGGAUCCACCUUGCCCUGAAAUAGGAAAGCCUGUAACACUUUCCUGCACGGCUUAUGGAUUUUUUCCAGAAGGAAAUCAUAUAUUCUGGUUCAAAGAUAAUAAUAAAAUUCAAGAUGCCUCACAAGCAGGAAUAGUCACUGAAGAAAGUACAGUGGAUUCCAGUGGUUUUUACUCACGAUCAUCCCAUUGGACAUUUAACCCAACUGCUCGUGAUCAUGGGAAAGAGUUCAAGAUGCAAAUCCUUCAUUCUGAAACUUCAAGCAAGUCUGUCACAUCCAGUUACUGUCUGCAAUUAAGAGACCAUACCUCUAAGAAAGAUGGCAGCAGUAAAGAAAAAGAGGAAGACUCUGACUCUGCCCGUACGGAAGGUUCCAGAAGUUCCUCCUUUUCAAAAGACCAUACCUCUAAGAAAGAUGGCAGCAGUAAAGAAAAAAAGGAAGACUCUGACUCUGCCCGUACGAAAGGUUCCAGAAGUUCCUCCUUUUCAAAAGCAGAUGUAUGGCAGAAGGUUUCAGAAAUAAAGUGCCCCACAAAAAGUCCUAAAAUUGGUCAACCAGUAACUCUUUCUUGCGAUGUUAAAGGAUGUGCCCUCGAAGAGGCUCGUAUCUUCUGGUACAGACAUGCUUAUCCUUUUGUGAAAAGGAGUUUGUUACAAACAAGCCAUUUCAAAAUGCUAGCGGUUUCACCACUGAGCUAACUUAUACAUCAAAAGCAAAUGAUAAAUGUCACAUCCAAGUUCAAAUUGAAUUUAAGUUGGAAGAACAUAUGAAACAGUAUGACUUGAUAUUAAUUUGAAUUUAUAUAGUAUUUUCUGGAGAAGUGAGCAUGGAAUCCUUUUUAAUUGAAGACUGUACUUCAAUUAUAACUGAGAAUAAAAUAAUUUACUGUCAACUUCAUUGUUCUUUUGCAGUUUACCAUCCAGUAUCCAUUCACCAUUCUGAUUGGUAAAUUAGUCCAGUUUAGUUAACGUACUGUUUAUUUAAGUCACAAAAGUUGCAUAAUUGUGAGGCAGACAUUGAUUUAGUUGUAGGUGUAAGGAGAAAUUAAUUGAGGAUCCAGAUGUGUCCCAAGAGCUCAUGUACAGUAGGAGUUGUCUGAUCUGACACAUUAAGCCACUAUGAUGUAAUUGUGUCGAUCUGCUGGACAAAUCCAUGAAUCAUUUAUUACAGUUAAGUUGAGCUCUUAUGCCAUUUGCACAAAAGUGUGACUACUAUUAGUGCAUUUACGGAACAAUGCCUCUCUCCUCCCUUUGCCCCAGCUAAUCAGGUAGAUCAGAUGCAUUGAUCAAUUUUGUAAAUUUUCUAGAAACACAACAAAAUGCUAGAGGAUCUCAGCAAGCUGGGCAGCACCUGUUGAGAGGAAUGAAGGGGCAAUGCACACAGGAAUCAAAAACAUACAGAGCACAGGUUUAACGUGAGAGGGGAAGAGUAUCAAAGAGACCUGUGGGACAGUCUGAUACUUGUACAAUAAAAACAUUUAAGUGUUUGGAUGAGUACCUGGAAUGGAAGGUUUUAAAGGAAUAUCAUGGGCAAGAGGAUUCUCGAAAAAAGAUUUACAAGCUUCCAGUAAUUGUCCCUCCUUCAUUGUUUCCUGCCUCCCUCCCCCUUUAGAAAUUCCCCAAUCCCGUUUCCCUUUCUCACCUUAUCCCCCUUACCUGCCCAUCCCCACCCUCCGGUACUCCUCCCCCUUCCCUUUCUUCUAUGGUCUUCUGUUCUCUCCUUUCUGAUUUCCCCUUCUCCAGCCCUUUAUCUCUUUCACCAACCAACUCCCCAGCUCUAUACUUCACCCCUCCCCGACUCCGUUUCACCCAUCUCCUACCACUUUGUACUUUUUCCUCCCCUCCCCCAGCCAUCUUACUCGGAUCUCUUUUUUUCCCCAUUCUUGAUGAAAGGUCUCAGCCAGAAACAUCAGCUGUUUACUCUUUUCCAUAGAUACUGCCUGGCCUGCUUGCAUCUUCAGCCCUUCAUUAUUACAAGGUUUUAACAUUUUAGAACUAAUGUUAAGGUCGUUGGAAUUCAGCCAGCCCUUCAUUAUUACAAGGUUUUAACAUUUUAGGUUGUAACAAUCCCUGUCGUAUGCAGAACCCCUUUUCUGUCUUUAAAUGUUACUAUUAUAAACCAGAAAGGGGAUUUCUGCAAUCCAGCAUUAUCGCACCAGAAAGCUUGAUUGCAUCAAAGAAUUGUGUACUGUUUACUGAGAGGUGUUUUCAUUUUUAAAGCGCUUUAGCCAUCAGUAAUUAAAUAUUAGACUCUCUGUAUGUGAACACAUUUGAAGGUGAUAGAUAAAUGUUCUAUAUUAACAUAAUUUUUAAGAUUUACGUGUAUAUGUUAUGUCAGUUUGGGCAGCAAAAUUAUUGAGCCUUGUUACACAAGUAUAUAUGUAAAAUGUCUAAACUUUCAUGUGUUAGCCAAAGCUUAGAAUCAUAUCAACUAAAGCUGUGGCCCCACUAUAACUGAAUAAUCUAUGCUUGUAUGCAAGUCCUGAAGUUCUCUCAUUUUUACAGAGAGAGAAAGGAAACUGCUGAUAAAUAUGAUGUAGUGGGAUUUGGUAGGCCAUCUGGUACUUGGAAAUUUCAGUGAGAAAAGGAUCAAAUAUACCAUUCACUGAGAAUUAUAUGCUGGUUAACAACUGGUAGUAAAAUUGGAUUCAGAUAUGGGAAUAGGAAAUGAGGGCUGCACCACGAGAAUUGGAAGAGAAAAUCUUGGAUGAAUUUCUGGUAGGGCAAUAAAAGCAUGAAUGUACAUUGUAUGUCAUUUUUUAUUGUCUCUUAAAAUAUAUUUUCAUUAAAUGUAUUCGAAUUCUAGAAAUUAUAAUUUGUGUAUAUGAAUGUGACUGCCUCCUAACAAUUACAUCUAGCAUUUGUAAAUGAAUUAUUGUUUGAUAUUAGCAUUUGUCUCCAAUUUGACAAACAUAUUCUGUUUACAAGGUCAUUUCAUAAGUAGGUAAUAAAGACAUGUUUUCAGUAAGAUGGCAGUGCACUCGAGUGCAGAAGAUCCACAAGGCCUUUUUUAAACUUUUUUUUUAAUGAUUGCAAGGCACUGCUGGACACAAGGAACUUCAGGCACUGCAAGUCUACCCCAUCAGCAAGUUGCAUGUUGGCAGAGGGGCUGGAUUUGGUGUGAUCAUAUUGCUGCCUGCUAUAGAGAGGCAUUGGAAUCAGUGCAUGAAGGCAGUGUGCAGUCUAACAGCCAGUGAUUGUCUCAGUCAUUUUUCUUAUAAUCGCAAGCCCCUGGUGGAUAUUGGUAGCAUGUAAUGCUACAAGUCUGAUUCACUGCUUUAUUGGCAGGACAGACACGGGGAGCUGUGCAUCCUCAGUUGUAACAUGCACUAGACCUCAUGCUGUGCUGUUGCCUGUUGCAGCCGGUGGUAGUGUGCUGCUUCCAGUGCUGUGUAUGACUGUUGGUACUGUGUUUUGCACCUUGGCCCCAGAGGAACACUCCCGUAUCUCUUACCAUAGCUUCACUCCUCUUGUAUCUCAAAACUACUGCAGUCUGUCAAGUUAAUCUGCCAAUAAUUGUACCACUCAAUCUCUUCUGGCCUUCUCCCUAUCAUAGAACCUCCAUUUUGUUUCCUUUACUCUUUCAUCCUCUGCAUUUUUUUUAUUACCAUUAACAUUUUAUAGUGUUGAUGAAGAGUCAUCAGCUUGAAACACUAACUCAGUUUCUCCUUCCAUUCUACGCCAGCGAGCCACACAGGCCAGCGGCUUUCAAUAAACAGGUAAGACACUGCAACAUUCUACCCAUCAAAAGCCACAACACUGAUGCUCGGCCCAAAGGCUUGUAUAACCCUCAUGGGCGCCUCGCUAUACUACACACAAAACAUAAUAAUAAUACCCAAAACUAACAAUCAACCAGUUACUACCCAGUGAGAGUAGUCCACCAGCCUCCCAGUGCUCCAAAAACCAUCUGGGGAGUAGUAGUUAUGAAGCUGGACCCCUACUUUCCUGAUCUUAUUUACUGAAUGCUGGAUAUGAUCAGCCAGGUGAGUAAUGUUCCCAGACUCAUUGGGGAUGUAGGUGCAGCAUUUCUGACCAAUCACAGCACAGCUGUCACCCAUCACUGCAAAUAGGUAGUCCAAGGCCAUGGGAUUUUGCAAGGCCACCAGCUGAACAGGCAUCAGUUCAGCUGACACUUUGCUCAGUGCACCCUCUGUAGGUUUGAAUGCUGAGGCUGUCCCAUUGGUAGUGUCUCCAUGAGAAAAGCCAUGCGUAUCAGUUGCCAGGACAGCCUGGUUGUACCAUACAGGGGAAAGGCUAUCAGACAUCCCACCCUGCAAAAACUCAUUUGAGGGAGAUAGCACCACCAUUCCCAUAUUCCCCCCCCCCACCCCGGGUCGACCUCCAGGGCGCAUGUAUAUGGGACAUUUGAUUAUGAAAGAGCACAACAAUUUAUUUGACACAUAUUGAAACUAUAUAUAUACACACACACACACACACACACACA
Molecule: messenger RNA, 8063 nt
Organism: Mobula hypostoma (lesser devil ray)
Lineage: Eukaryota; Metazoa; Chordata; Chondrichthyes; Myliobatiformes; Myliobatidae
Exons: 17
Coding region: 215-4318 (1367 amino acids)
Biological process (GO): complement activation, classical pathway; antibacterial humoral response
Cellular component (GO): immunoglobulin complex, circulating; blood microparticle; extracellular exosome
Molecular function (GO): immunoglobulin receptor binding; antigen binding
Source: RefSeq, a predicted model, not a curated record